Drosophila mojavensis is the source of this 1314-nucleotide messenger RNA. RefSeq names its product V-type proton ATPase subunit E (gene Vha26). The coding region runs from base 189 to 869 and encodes 226 amino acids. Gene Ontology annotation, molecular function: proton-transporting ATPase activity, rotational mechanism. The record is from RefSeq and is a predicted model, not a curated record. Gene Ontology annotation, biological process: proton transmembrane transport. Gene Ontology annotation, cellular component: proton-transporting two-sector ATPase complex, catalytic domain. The transcript is spliced from 5 exons. Lineage: Eukaryota; Metazoa; Arthropoda; Insecta; Diptera; Drosophilidae.
GCCCCGAAUUUGGGUAUUUUACAGCACUGCGCAUCACGAAGUAAAAAUCAUAUGAUCGAUUAGUCGUAGUGAAAAUUUCAGACGACGGGCAGAAGGCACACACACUGCAAGCACGGUAGUACGUGAAUUCCUUCGGAACUAUUGAAUUUCUAUUUCGAUUUUGUGGCAAGUGAGAAAAAUCAGUCAAGAUGGCUUUGAGCGAUGCUGAUGUACAAAAACAGAUUAAACAUAUGAUGGCUUUCAUUGAGCAAGAGGCCAAUGAGAAAGCGGAAGAGAUUGAUGCCAAAGCCGAGGAAGAAUUCAAUAUCGAGAAGGGACGUCUUGUCCAGCAACAGCGUCUCAAGAUAAUGGAGUACUACGAGAAGAAGGAGAAGCAGGUUGAGCUGCAGAAGAAAAUCCAAUCCUCAAAUAUGCUCAACCAAGCCCGCUUGAAGGUGCUCAAAGUGCGUGAGGAUCACGUAAGCAGUGUGCUCGAUGAUGCACGCAAACGUCUCGGUGAAGUCACCAAGAACGAGAGCGAAUACAAGGUCGUGCUAAGCAAACUGAUUGUGCAGGGCCUGUAUCAGGUGAUGGAACCUAAAGUAAUCCUACGCUGCCGUCAAGUUGAUGUACCCCUCGUCCGGGAUGUAAUCCCAACAUCUGCUGAGCAGUACAAAGCCGCAAUGAAACAGGACGUUGAAAUUGUUAUUGAUGAGAAAGAUUUUCUGUCAGCUGAUACCUGUGGUGGUGUUGAGCUGUUUGCCUUGAACGGACGCAUCAAGGUGCCAAAUACUCUGGAGUCCAGAUUAGCAUUGAUUUCGCAGCAACUUGUGCCAGAGAUCCGCAACGCCCUCUUCGGCCGCAACGUUAAUCGCAAAUUCACAGAUUAAAAUUCUUCUUUAAGUGCAAAAAACAGUAAAAGAAAAAAACAACAAUACCAACAAAAAAGUUCAAGCUUAUAAUACCAACAAUAAUAACAACAACCACAAGAGAAGAAAAAAAAAAAAAACUAAAAAAUGGAGGAAAAGGAAAACUCAUACUCUUGAACUCAUUUAACAAAAUUGUGUCUAUCAAUUAUAAUUAUUAUUGCCGUUGUCUUUUUAUAGUGAAGCAAAAACCUUUUGGUCGGAUAUGUGAGCUACAAUUAUGCGUUAUACGUACUUGCAUAUUUGCCAACUAUUACAAUAUAUAUAAAUAUAUAUAUUUUAGAGUAUAUUUCAGAUAAAGCAAAAGUUCUAAGUGCAUUCAAAUCCGUUAAAGAGUUUGUUAAAGUUUGGUUUUUUUUAUGACUUACCGGCGUUAACAAUAUAAGCUAAUCAUAAUAACAUUCCUCAA